Pseudomassariella vexata is the source of this 1404-nucleotide messenger RNA. RefSeq lists its product as uncharacterized. NCBI's taxonomy places the organism in Eukaryota, Fungi, Ascomycota, Sordariomycetes, Amphisphaeriales, Pseudomassariaceae. Bases 208 to 1233 code for a protein of 341 amino acids. The transcript has a single exon. The record is from RefSeq and is a predicted model, not a curated record.
CAACAAUAAACUACUGGUACCCCCAUACACGACCCUGACAGUUUGUAGCACCAAACACUCGCGCGCAACAUAAUCUCGACGAUUUGUUGUUCGACGCCUACGACUUCGAUUGUACAGGAAGACGAUUUACGAUAUGACGGACGGGCAACGCAAUACUACAAAGCACCGAACGACGACGACGACGACAACGACGACAUUAAUAAAACCAUGGACACGGGCGGCAACCCUGUCACCUUGGACGGCGUGCUCCUUACUGAGUACCCGGCCACUCAUGACGUAUUUUGCAACAACGCGGCAAACGCCGAGCUAUUCCAGAUCCUCACGGAGGUCUACAAUAGCACCGAGCAACCCGAGGCGCGCUCCAAGCUAGUCACCCUCUUAUUUUCCUUCCUUGAGGAUGGCAUUUCCCACAGCAAUUUCCUCUCCAGCGAGGUGGCAAUGCACAAAGCGCGUGCCGACAAUCUCCAAACGAACUUCAACAAACUGACAGCUCAGUUCAUGGAGGCGUCCGCUGAGGCCAGUGCCGCCAGAGCUGUCAGACCAGCAGGCCCUGGUAAGAAGAAGGCCCAGGACAACGUUGAGAAGUUCAGCGGAGAUCAGAACGUCCAGAGUGGCGAACGACAGCGUGCCUUCCGAGCAUGGAAGAAUAGUCUGAUCUACAAGCUAGACGAGGACACCGAUGACUACCCUACGGAAGAAUCAAAAAUCAAGUACGCGGCCUCCCGAACCAAUGGAUCUGCGGCUGAUAUGGUGUCUGGAAUCCUUCUCGCUGUUGCUGACCGAAUCCCUUUCCACCAGUGGCAGUGGCAGUCUCUCGACGAUAUGCUGAAAGCUCUUGGCGCGAUAUAUGACGUCACCAAUCCCGUCAAAGACGCUGAAGACGCUUUGAGUACUCUCCGUAUGGGAGGACUCUCUUGGCCCGAAUUUUACGGAAAAUUCUGCCAGUACCACGCUCUUCUCAAGUACGACAAUUCAAGCAAGGUUGCUCAACUCUCCCACAAGGUUAGUGAUGACCUCGCAAACGCUGUCGCGCUACAAGUCUCUACACCCGCCCCUGAUGACGUUACUGCCUGGGUACAUUUGUAUUCUACCCUCUUCGAUAAUCAGCAGCGCCUCAAGACUCGUAACGCUGGCGGCGGCAACGACAGAGAAGGCAAUAGAGGGAGCACGCAGAACCAAACCCCAAAAGACCCCGACGUUAUGGAAAUCGACAAGAUCAACAGCAUCGUUUAGAAGGCCGGCGGACUCGGCAUAAACCGCAAACUGUAUAACUACCGCAAGAACAACAGCCUCUGCCAUGGCUGCGGCGACGAAACCCAUUACUGGCGCAGCUGUCCUUUUCGAGGCUACGACGGUAACCAGCAGAGGGGCCGCGGUGGAGGCCAGGGAAGAGGCAGAGGCGCU